Molecule: messenger RNA, 871 nt
Organism: Tribolium madens (black flour beetle)
Lineage: Eukaryota; Metazoa; Arthropoda; Insecta; Coleoptera; Tenebrionidae
Exons: 2
Coding region: 50-835 (261 amino acids)
Molecular function (GO): zinc ion binding
Source: RefSeq, a predicted model, not a curated record
UUUGACAAUGUCCAUCAAAUGAAAACCGAAUCCAAAAUAUGUCCAAGUAAUGAAUGAAAACCCCAAUGUAAAGAAUGAAGAGAGUCCUCAAGAAAUUUUCGAAGCAGUGUCGGCUUUAGUAAAUGAGUUAAUCAACACACAUCCUGUAAGUUCCCAAACUGUAUCUAGUGCUAGUGCACCAUCAACAAGUAAUCCAACCCCAAAAAAUGCAAAAGCAAAUGUGCAAGCCUCCACAGUCCGACAUGAAAGAACUCCCCAACUCCCGCAAGUCUAUUCUAGGCAAUCGAACCUUUUACCGACAUACGAAAUAUUCAGAACUUCGACACAAUUCGCCGAAUCGCAAAGUGAUGUCGCCGUUGAACAAUAUUUGGCCCGUCUACAUGCAGCUAAGACAAGACCACCAGCACCAUCACCAUCACCCCCCUGUAUGCCCCCGAGCUACUCCACGGUAAUAAAGCAAGGACGUCCCUCGCUAGAUAUAAGAAGAGAUGUCAGGUCUAUGGAAAUGCAGCAUAUCAGUCCCUUCUCAAGAAUCCCUCCGCCCUCUUAUAACCAAAUCCAUCGUGACUGGUCUAGGGAAAUAAGUAACAAUUCUUCUGAAGAAAUAUUACUAGGGCCAGACCCUAUAUACAUAUGGUGCUCGCACUGUGCAACUGUUGUUAUCACAGUUACACAAGCUCAACGCUCAAAAUUUACACAUAUUACAGCUGCGGCGUUAUGUCUUUUUGGUUGUUGGCCUUGCGCGAUGUUACCCUAUUGCAUGAAUUCAUGCAAAAAUAUUUACCAUUAUUGUCCAGACUGUAAUUACUUAUUCGGGAUGUAUAGACCGUGGUGAUGUACUUUCAUAGUGUUUAGAAUAAUAAUUCUAGAA